Molecule: messenger RNA, 1329 nt
Organism: Hirsutella rhossiliensis
Lineage: Eukaryota; Fungi; Ascomycota; Sordariomycetes; Hypocreales; Ophiocordycipitaceae
Product: caspase domain-containing protein
Exons: 7
Coding region: 1-1329 (442 amino acids)
Biological process (GO): proteolysis
Molecular function (GO): cysteine-type endopeptidase activity
Source: RefSeq, a predicted model, not a curated record
AUGUCUGCCCACUCGGGCUACGGCGGCGGCGGCUACGGUCCCCCGCAACAGCAAUUCCAAGGCAACUAUUAUCACAGACCCCAGCCUCCGCCCCAGCAAAGCUACAACGGCUACCCGCAGGGACUCCCUUCCCCUCAGCCCGGCUACGGCUAUAAUCACCCUCCGCCUCAGCAGCCGCCGCCGCCGCAGCAGCAACAGCAGCCGCAGUAUGCGUACCAGCAGCAACCUUCUCCUCCUCAGCCGUACGGCGGCCCCAGUCCCUAUGGCCAUGCGCCCCAGCAGCCAAAUUACACUUCACGGCCCAGUCCCGGUAUGCACCCGUCGCAACACAGUCCCUACCAGCAAGUACGACCCGGCCCGCCGGCUCCCCCGUCAGAGCCCCAGCACUUUGGGCAGGGCGCGCCCCAGGGCUAUGCCUUCAGAUACUCCAACUGUACGGGCCGGAGGAAAGCGUUGCUCAUCGGCAUCAACUACUUUGGCCAGCGGGGCCAGCUCCGCGGCUGCAUCAACGACGUUCGGAACAUGACGGCCUACCUCGUCGAGAAUUUCGGCUACAAGAGGGAGGACAUGGUCAUCCUGACGGACGAUCAGCAGAACCCCAUGAGCCAGCCCACCAAGCAAAAUAUUCUGCGCGCCAUGCACUGGCUGGUCAAGGACGCCCGGCCCAAUGAUGCCCUGUUUUUCCACUACUCGGGCCACGGUGGACAGACCAAAGAUCUUGACGGCGACGAGCCCGACGGUUACGACGAAGUCAUUUACCCAGUCGACUUCCGCCAGACCGGCCACAUCACCGACGAUGAGAUGCACAGAAUCAUGGUUCGGCCCCUUCAGGGCGGCGUCAGGCUAACGGCCAUUUUCGAUUCCUGCCACUCGGGAACGGCGCUCGACCUGCCUUACAUCUAUUCAACCCAGGGCAUUCUGAAGGAACCAAAUCUUGCCAGAGAGGCAGGCCAAGGGCUGCUCGGCGUCAUUUCUUCGUACAGCCAGGGCGAUCUUGGCGGUGUUGCCAACAACAUCAUGAGCUUUUUCAAAAAGGCCACGAGCGGCGAGGAAGCCCACAGCCGCGCCAUAGCCACCAAGACUUCCCCGGCCGACGUAAUUAUGCUGUCCGGCAGCAAAGACGACCAGACAUCUGCCGAUGCCACCAUCGCCUCCCAGGCCACCGGCGCCAUGUCCUGGGCGUUUGUAACUGCCCUCAAAAAGAAUCCCCAGCAGAGUUAUGUUCAGCUUCUCAACAGCAUACGAGACGAGUUGGCCUUGAAGUACACACAAAAGCCGCAGCUAUCCUGCAGUCAUCCCCUGAACACGAACCUGUUGUUCGUCAUGUAA